Molecule: messenger RNA, 984 nt
Organism: Haemonchus placei
Lineage: Eukaryota; Metazoa; Nematoda; Chromadorea; Rhabditida; Trichostrongylidae
Source: the annotation of a GenBank genome assembly
UUGUCUUCCUUUCAUUUUGUCAAUUCGGACCAAGCUAUCGCUGAGAAGGAUCUAGGAAAUGCGGCAUAUAAAUUGAAAAAUUUCGAGGAAGCACACAAACACUAUGAUAAAGCCAUUGAACUCGAUCCUUCUAACAUUACGUUCUAUACUAAUAAAGCAGCCGCCUACUUCGAAGAACAUAAAUAUGAUGACUGCAUUGAAGUUUGUAAGAAAGCUGUUGAAGUUGGACGUGAACAGAGGGCUGAUUUCAAGUUGAUUGCAAAAGCUAUGGCUCGAGCUGGAAAUGCGUGCUCCAAAAAGGAGGAUUUGAAGGAAGCCCUCAACUGGUAUGAGAAGUCUGUGUCCGAGUUUAGGGACCCUGAAGUUGUUAAAAAAGCAAAAGAAUUAGAGAAACAAAUCAAAGAAAGUGAACGACUGGCUUAUAUCAAUCCCGAGUUGGCCCAGCAAGAAAAGAACUUAGGAAAUGAGCUGUUCAAGAAAGGAGAUUACCCUGGUGCCAUGAAACAUUAUAAUGAAGCUGUGAAACGAGAUCCUGAUAAUGCCAUUCUGUACUCUAACCGUGCAGCGUGCUAUACAAAGCUGAUGGAGUUUCAACGAGCGCUUGACGACUGUGAGCAAUGUAUCAAACGAGAUCCGAAAUUCAUAAAGGGAUACAUUCGAAAAGGUGCUGUGUUGACUGCAAUGCGUGAGUGGACUAAGGCAAAACGAGCCUAUGAGGAUGCCCUUGGUGUGGAUCCUUCAAAUGCUGAAGCCCUCGAAGGGCUGCGCAACUGCUUCCGUAGUAACGACGAAGAUCCAGAAAAAGCCAGAGAACGUGCACUUGAAGAUCCUGAGGUUCAAGCUAUUCUUCGUGACCCGGGAAUGCGAUUGUUGCUCGAGCAGAUGAGCCAGGACCCUGGAGCUGUUAGGGAGCAUCUUCAAAACCCUGAAAUAGCGGCGAAACUUAUGAAGCUCCGUGAAGCUGGUAUUAUUCAAAUGAGGUAA